UGUGCCCCCAUUGUACAUCGGCACUUCGAAUUUACAUUCGCUUGGCCUGGACAUGGAACUCCGCGGGGUUCUGGACGGACAUCCGACCGGUUCAAUUGGGCCUGACAGGAUUGUCUGCUCCGGCAACGGCUUGCUCUGUGUCCAAACUGGUCCGCUUCAUGCCCUCCCUCCGACUCUUGCAUUGUGGAAUCCUGCGAUUCGAGAGGUUAUGCAGGUUCCUAGUAGUAGAAUAGUUAGUGGACGUUUACUUUAUAAUUUGGAAUUUGGAUUCAGUCCAUCUCUUAAUGAUUACAAGAUUGUGAUAACCUAUACGGGGAGGGAUGUUGUGGCCGGCCUUGUGGUUCGUGGAGUUGAAGUUUAUUCAUUAUCCACAAAUUCAUAGAAGGACAUAGAAUUCGGAAUUUUAAAGGGUAGAUACCUUAUUACUAAGAGCCUGAAUGUUAAUGGAUCCAUGUUUUGGUUUGCAAGGAAUCGAUUGGAAUUUGAGGAAUCCAUAGUUUCUUUUGAUUUAGCAUUGGAAGAGUUCAAAGUGAUACCAGCACCUGCUUUAUUCAGGGGAGAAGCUAAGCUGGCUGUGUAUGAGGAGAGACUUGCCCUACUACAUUCCUCUUUUGCUCCAAACUCAAGCAAUUAUGUUAUUGAUUUGUGGGUGAUUGAGGAAGGCAUUGGCGCCUCUUGGAGUAAGAAAUUUACCUUUGGCCCUUAUCCAUACUCUUUACAACCAUUGACCAUUUGUAGGAAUCAUAUUGUCGGCGUUGUUUCUUACAUUGGUAUGUAUCAUAUGGAAGAGGAGUGGGAGAAGAGGGGGAAAACUAAUUAUAUUUUUAUUAUUAAUAUCUCUUCUAAUGAAUUUAAGGUCACUAAUGAUAGGAAACGUGGUUAUACUGGUCGUUCUUUUGAAUAUGUUGAAAGCCUUUUGUCUCCCAGCAAUAUCCUGCUUGGGAACCCUUGAUUCUAGUGCCUUGUCAACUAGAAGACAGUUGAGAUAAUAACCAAGAUUUUGGUGUUCAUGUUUGUUCAAUGUUUAUUAACUAAACAAAUGCGUAUGAGCCGACCAUUUUGAUGUCUUCAGGUUUAUUUGUUU
This is a messenger RNA of Cuscuta epithymum, 1084 nucleotides long. NCBI's taxonomy places the organism in Eukaryota, Viridiplantae, Streptophyta, Magnoliopsida, Solanales, Convolvulaceae. The record is from the annotation of a GenBank genome assembly.